CCGCGGCUCACUUCCCUGUCGUCGCCGCAUUGAUAACCAUCUAUUUCUAAUGUUCUCUUGAUGCCCCCCCCCUGGCUCUACUACCACCAAUGUCAGACCAGAUCUGGACCUGAACAAGGAACCGGGAUUGGGAGGAACCACACCCCGAACGCGACAGAUAGAAAAAGAAAGAGUAGUGGGGAGUGCGAGCCGAGGUUUAGUCUAGUUGAGGGCACUAUUUUCUUAUCCCCGCCCGAACCAAAGUUGCUGCCCAUCAAUUCAUUAUGGACCCACUCCGACCGUUUACCGUCACCAUCAUCGGUGGAGGCAUCGGUGGCCUCGUUCUCGCGGUCGGUCUGCUACGACGUCAGGUUCCAGUUCAGAUUUAUGAGGCCGCCGCUGCCUUUGCAGAGAUCGGGCUAGGGCUGUCCAUUGGUCCGGCAGCUCACCGGGCUAUGCCCCUCAUCGACCCAGAGAUUCGAGCCAUCUACGACGCUCUUGUCACAACCCACGCGGAUAGCCCCGGCUAUGAACAAUACAAACAAACGUGGUUUGAACUCGUUUGGGCCACGGGCGACCAUGAAGGCGAAACUCUAAUGAACCUAAAGGCCUUGCCGUCGGGCCAGACGACGCUGAGACGUGCGGACUUCCUCGCCGCCCUCGUGGCUCUGGUCCCUCCCGAAAUCGUACAUUUUGGCAAACGGCUGAACCAGCUGACGGAAGCAACAGACGGGGUCCGGUUACAAUUUGAAGAUGGCACAAUCGCCAUGGCUGAUGUAGUGGUAGGAUGUGAUGGGAUAAAAUCCAAGGUCAAGGAAUCAAUGCUACCCGAGGAGUCUGCUGCCAAACAGCCUCGGUAUAGUGGUAUGUAUGCCUACCGGGCUGUCUUCGACAUGGAUGAGAUGGUGAUGGCCGUUGGUGAUCAACGCGCCCGCGUAUCCACCAUGUAUCUCGGAAAGGGCGCCUAUGCCAUCUCCUACCCCAUCAUGCGUGCCAAAAAGGUGAACUUUGGUCUCUACAUCCUAAGUGAGACCUGGCAUCAUGAGACAUGGGUUCGGCCAGCAAGUAAAGAACAUAUGCGACGAGAUGCCCAGGGUAUGGGUAGAUAUGUACAGGCUCUCGUUGAGCGCAUGCCUGACCCUUCGCAAUGGGCCCUCUUUGAGCAUCCCCACUUGUCAACGUACACUAAAUCUCGCGUGGCCAUCUUAGGCGAUGCGGCUCAUGCCUCUACGCCACAUCAAGGUGCGGGUGCCGGUCAGGCUAUCGAGGAUGCCCACGUCCUGGCAGAGAUCUUGAGCGACCCGCGAGUAAACAGCGUAGAUGACGUCGUGGAGGCGUUCAGAGCUUAUGAUCAAGUCCGUCGACCGCGAAGUCAGCAUGUGGUCACUACGAGUAAGGAGAAUGCGUAUCUACUGUGCUUGUGUUUGGAUGGUGUGGGGGAUAAUGAGGUAAAACUACGAGAGACAUUCCAGCAACGACUGCGAUGGCUUUGGGACCUGGAUAUACAGGAGCAGGCUGAACAAGCAAGGAGGAAGAUGUUUAGCGAGUGUAAGCUUUAGUGAUCUUGAUCUUGAUACCCAAUGACCAUUAGCCAGUACCGUAUUUGUCAAUCUUCA
Aspergillus eucalypticola CBS 122712 is the source of this 1595-nucleotide messenger RNA. RefSeq names its product putative salicylate hydroxylase. The transcript is spliced from 2 exons. The record is from RefSeq and is a predicted model, not a curated record. Gene Ontology annotation, biological process: secondary metabolite biosynthetic process. Gene Ontology annotation, molecular function: FAD binding. The coding region runs from base 264 to 1538 and encodes 424 amino acids. Lineage: Eukaryota; Fungi; Ascomycota; Eurotiomycetes; Eurotiales; Aspergillaceae.